AUGGCAAAAGCCAUACCCGAUUUCGAACCAUUUAUAGUUUAUGGGAACGACACUUCAAGUUCUUCUAUUGCCACUCGCUGGAAAAAAUGGUUGCAACGUUUUAACAAUCUUAUGGUCGCUAUGGAUAUAUCGGCAAAGAAACGGAAACGUGCUUUACUUAUACACUUGGCUGGAUCACAAGUUUACGAUAUCUUUGACACAUUUACCGCCGAACAGAAAGGUUCUGAGGAUGAUUUUGACACAGCUGUGAAAUCACUUACAACUUAUUUCGAGCCUAAAAAGAAUACGGAGUAUGAAAUCUACAAAUUUCGCCAAGCUAGCCAACGCCAUGACGAAAAGCUCGAUUCUUACCACACUCGCCUUCGACACCUUGCUUCCACGUGUGAAUUUGCAGACAUGGAUCGCGAAAUUAAAACACAAAUUGUGCAAACGUGCACGUCCCAACAGCUUCGACGAAAAGCCCUUCGUACUGAAAUGACUCUCCAACAACUUUUAGAUCAAGGCCGAGCCUAUGAACUAUCACACCAACAAGCUCAGGAAAUGGAAAAUAACAACACAGAAUCAGUCAACCAGAUGAAAACUGCUCAAACACGAAAUUACUUUUCGAAGAACUUCAACUCACAACGUCAAGGACAAAGACAAGAAUCAACGAAACUAUGUUAUUUUUGCAGCAAACCCUAUCCUCAUCCUGGCGUAUGUCCAGCAAAAGGGAAAACGUGUCGACUUUGCGGGAAAUUGAAUCACUUUGCCGUCGCAUGCCGUUCAUCUCCACAAAAACAACAACAUCGCCACCAUGAAAGUGACAAACGUCAGACGGUUAAAUAUGUAAACGAAGAAAACGCAAGUGACAUUACCAGUGAACACUCCGAGUCGGAUGAAUAUACGUUUAUGGUGCAAGAUACAGACGAAAAUACCAAACAUCCAAUGGUUAAUUAACGGAUUCAAGACCUAGCCAAAGUUAAAUUUAUUAUUGACACUGGAGCGACAGUUAAUUUACUCGAAGAAAAGGAUUUUGAAGCCUUCAAACCGGAAAUAAAAUUGGCAACACAGUUCUAUCAACAUCUACCCCUACAAGUCCGAUAAACCCCUCCGUGUCCUUGGGAAGUUUACUGCUACUGUAGAAUUGCGGAAACGAAUUGAUGCUGCCGAGUUUUUUGUCGUUAGCAACAACGGUCGCUUUGGAGGUUCUUUGUUAUCCUACAAUACUGCAAAGCAUCUUGGUUUGAUUGCAAUUACUAACGCUGUGGACACUGCUAAGAACACAACUGUAUCCUGCAAUGUUGCAAUACCUGAGGAAUUAUUCAAUGGCGUUGGAAAAUUAAAAGAUCAUAAGGUGAAGCUACAUAUUGACGAAUCAAUUCCGCCAGCUGCUCAAACCCAUCGGCGGAUACCAUUCCAUCUACGGAAACAGGUGGAGAAAAAGCUUGAAGAAAUGGAAAAGGAUGACAUCAUCGAGAAAACAGAAGGUCCAACGCCAUGGGUUUCCCCAAUCGUUGUUGUGCCGAAACCCAAAAGUCCAAACGAUGUUAGAAUUUGUGUGGAUAUGCGAGCUGUCAACAAGGCAAUCCAGCGAGAACGUCACAUAACCCCCACCAUAGAUGACGUCAUAGCAGAUCUAAAUGACGCUAAAGUAUUUUCAAAGCUUGACCUCAAUCAAG
Paramuricea clavata is the source of this 1658-nucleotide messenger RNA. Lineage: Eukaryota; Metazoa; Cnidaria; Anthozoa; Malacalcyonacea; Plexauridae. The record is from the annotation of a GenBank genome assembly.